This is a messenger RNA of Oldenlandia corymbosa var. corymbosa, 1227 nucleotides long. NCBI's taxonomy places the organism in Eukaryota, Viridiplantae, Streptophyta, Magnoliopsida, Gentianales, Rubiaceae. The record is from the annotation of a GenBank genome assembly.
AUGGCGAUGAACCAGAGCUCAAACAUGCAAAGCGGGCGUACCAGGCGGCGCUGGAGGGCGGGAAUCGGAAGGAGGAAGCACGGUGGGCAAAUAUCAUCGGCAACAUUUUUAAGAAUCGUGGGGAAUACCGUGAAGGCGUUGGAUUGGAUUCAGAAAGAUUAUGAGGUUUCGGAACGAUUUUUACCCGAUAAAGACUUGUUUCCCACUUGUAAUACCCUAGGCGAACUCCAUCUCCGCCUUGAGAAUUUCAAGGAAGCCUUGUAUUAUCAGGAAAAACAUUUAGAGAUUGCAGAAGGGGCUAAUAACCUUGCUGAGCAACAAAGAGCAAACACUCAACUCGGCCGAACAUACCACGAAAUAUUUCUGAAAUCUCAGGAUAACCACUCUGCAGUUCAGAAUGCGAAGAAGUACUUCAUUUUAGCCAUUGAGCUAGCUAAAAAUCUCAAGGAAAAUCAGUGGAGUAGCAAAUCUACUUUUCUUACCGAGUACAUUGAUGCCCAUAAUAACCUUGGAAUGCUUGAAAUAGAUCUCAAUAACUUGGAAGAAGCUGAGAGUAUUCUUACUAAAGGUUUGGAGAUUUGUGAUGAAGAAGAGGUUGGCGAGAAUGAUGAUGGUCGCAGUAGGCUUCAUCAUAAUCUUGGACUUGUUUACAUGGAGUUUAGGAAUUGGAAAAAAGCUGAAGAGCACAUAAAAAAAGAUAUUUUGAUCUGUGAGAGCAUCAGGCACUGCCAAGGAGAAGCUAAAGGUUUAAUCAAUUUUGGUGAGUUGCACGGCAGAGUCCAAAAGUAUGAGGAGGCUAUCAGUUGUUACCAAAAGGCGCUUCUAAUGGCAAAAUCAAUGGAAGAUGAGGGUGCUCUAGUCGAUCAGAUAGAACUAAAUAUUGAAACUGUAGAAGCAGCAAUUAUAGUAAUGAAGGAACUAAAGCAAGGUGAACAGAAUCUGAAAAGGAUUCAAAGGUGCACUGAAAAGUCGAAGGAUAAAGCAUGUGAAAGGAAGUACUUACUGCAACAAAUUGAACUUGUUGAUCUUCUAAUUCAGAAAUCAAGCUCGAUAUCUGCUUGGAUAGAGCAUUUCAAAUAUGCAACAAUAAAGAAUAAGAUAGCAGAAAGACUAUGUGACAAGGAGAAACUUGCUGACUCCUUCGCUAAAGGAGGAUCGUGUAAAAAACUCAGGAGGUUUGAUGAAGCUCUUAUGUGGUAUGAAAGGGGUUUUAAAUUUACAAAUUGA